This is a messenger RNA of Symbiodinium natans, 1191 nucleotides long. NCBI's taxonomy places the organism in Eukaryota, Dinophyceae, Suessiales, Symbiodiniaceae. The record is from the annotation of a GenBank genome assembly.
AUGCUGGCCCUGAGUCCCUGCUCAGCAAGGUCCAGCUGCAGUGCUCCACGGCGGGCAGCGCCGGGUGCUGGUCGGGAGGCGCUGCUGGCCUGUGAGGUCGCCAGGCAGCCCCACCGCCAACCUUUGCAGUGCCUGAUGUGCGCUUUGGGCGGCGGCAUUUUGGCCACGGAGCGCCAGAGGAUGCGGGCAGGAAGCAAUGGCUGCACGGGUGACCUAGCCCGGGCCCGCUCCGUGAGGAUGCAGGCCGCGGAGAAAGGUCUCGAUCGCAGAUCCAAGGAUGAGGACGAAGAUCUGUGGAAUGACAUUCGCAAUCCACCACCUGGUCAGAUCAACUCCUUCGUCCCUGGAGCAACGCUCGAGGAUGCAAAGAUGUUCGCAGCGACGCGAACCAUUGCGGUGGCACCGUGGUCGGAGGACGUCACGCCGAAGCCUAUCUUUGCAGUGUCGGACAACACUGGGCAAGUGGCCAAGAUGAUUGCAGAGAUGGGGUUCCGACAGUUCGGUGAUGUGCAGAAUGCCAUGGUCGAUGUCAUCCCGGCCGUGCAGACAGAGGAGGAUGUCAAACGGGCUGUGGAGCAGGCAGCGAACUACGCGCCAGAGGAAUCACUUGCUAUUGAGCAGGCUGGGGCCAUGAUUAUCUUCUCUUUGUCCACCCAGCUGGGCAACUUCCUGGUCAGCGAGUGCGGGCGGCAGGGGGUGCCCUGCAUCAAUGCCAUGGGAUCCGUCGUCCAGGGCAUUGAGGCCUGCUUGAAGGUUGAACGAGGUUCAACCGAGCCACCCGCCAAACCACGGAAGACGUUCUAUGCCGUGUCAGACGCGUCGGCCGAGGUGGUGUACCUGAUGCUCUGCAAGGCUCUGGACCAAUUUCCUGAGUCGUGUGUGGGAAGCAUCACCGUUUGCUCUGAUGUCCGCAUGCUUCAGGAAGUCGACCACAUUGUAGAUGCCGCCGCCCAGGACGGCAGCCUCGUUGUCUACGCCCUGGCCUCUCCCGGCAUGAGCCGCUUCCUCCGGCAGCAGUGCGAGCGAGCCAAGAUUCCUUAUGCCGACGUCUUUCAGCCGGUGGUCAUCGCACUGGAGAGAUACUUCGACUACCCGCCGGUAGGUGUUCCUGGAGGACAUUACUCCAAGACGGACGUGCUCUCGGCGAAGUCUUUGGAGACAGGAUGGCAGCAGAAACCCGUUACCUACUGA